Molecule: messenger RNA, 1467 nt
Organism: Scheffersomyces stipitis CBS 6054
Lineage: Eukaryota; Fungi; Ascomycota; Pichiomycetes; Serinales; Debaryomycetaceae
Gene: ERV29
Product: Erv29p
Exons: 1
Coding region: 391-1311 (306 amino acids)
Biological process (GO): Golgi organization
Cellular component (GO): endoplasmic reticulum-Golgi intermediate compartment; membrane; endoplasmic reticulum
Source: RefSeq, a predicted model, not a curated record
CCCAUAUUGCACCAUUGACAUAGUUCCGUCAGUUGCCGUCACACUCUUACAAUUCUGGCUCGCACAGCCCUCGAAUUUCCCAAAAUUGUCUCAUUUCCUGAUCUGAUCUGACACCUGCAACUGUUAAGCAGAGUAAUUUUUCAGAAUUCAACUCUGCACAAUUCCAUUACAGUGUUCCUUCCAUAGACUGUCAAAUUAUAUCAGGCGUACCACAACUGCUUUGGUAUAAAAGAAUUGUAUUUUGACAAUUGUCCACCUUUCAAUUUUUGGUAUAGUAUAAUUGAAAUUGAAAUUUGUUAAUUGUAAUUCACAAUCAAUCUUGAUUAUACUUGAAUCUCUGAUAUCCAUCACUUAGCUACUUGCCUAACGACAUUCCUGUUAUACAUCACAAUGUCAUACCGUGGCCCUAAUCAGUUCAACAACCAGUUCCGGAAUGGAGGUGUGCCUCCCCCAACCAACAUUGGCCCCGUGUCGCAGUCCAGAUCUGCCUGGGACAGCUUUGAGCACAUAUCCAAACAAGUUGAAGACUUGAUUGAUACUUAUUGCAAGCCGCUAAAGCCGUAUGUGCCUGGAAUUGGUAGGGCUUUCAUCGUAGCCACUUUCUUUGAAGACUCGUUGAGAAUCAUUUCCCAGUGGUCUGAACAGAUCUACUACUUGCACAACUACAGAAAGAUCUGGAAGUGGCUAACCUUGACAUUUUUGGUGAUCAACAUCUUCACGAUGAUCACAGCCUCCACCUUCUUGGUGUUGAGAAAGAAAGCCAUGUACGCUACACUGGCAUUGGUCGCUGUGGUAUUGCUCCAAGGUCUCGCCUACGGCUUGAUCUUCGACACACAGUUCAUCUUGAGAAACUUGUCUGUUGUCGGAGGUUUAAUUCUCGCCUUUUCCGACUCGAUUGUCAGAGAUAAGAGACUGUUGAACAUGCCUGGAUUGCCUAUGAUCAACAACCAGGACAACAAGAAGUACUUCUUAUUAGCUGGAAGAUUGUUGUUGUUGUUCUUGUUUUUGGGAUUUGUCUUUUCUUCAACUUGGUCACUCGGUAGACUUGCUGUCAUUUUGAUUGGCUUCAUUUCCUGUGGCUCCAUCAUUGUAGGCUUCAAAACCAAGUUUGCUGCUUUCGUCUUGUUUGUAUUCUUGUUCACAUACAACAUCUUUGCUAACCAGUUCUGGUUAUACGGAAGACAUGAUGCUAGCCGUGAUUUCCUCAAGUACGAGUUCUUCCAGACCUUGUCCAUUGUAGGUGGUUUGUUGAUUAUUGUCAACGCUGGAGCUGGUGAAUUCUCUAUUGACGAGAAGAAGAAGAUCUACUGAUCUACUAGAUAUAUUACAAGAAGAAUCAGAUCUAGAAUAUCUUGGGAAUCUAGUACGUAAAUGGGCUCGCCUCAGGCUCUACUACUGUUGCAAAACGUUGUACCAAAAUAGUAACAUUAAGGCAUACAUAGACAAUACACAGUAUUGGAACUAGAU